This is a messenger RNA of Microcebus murinus (gray mouse lemur), 457 nucleotides long. The record is from RefSeq and is a predicted model, not a curated record. Lineage: Eukaryota; Metazoa; Chordata; Mammalia; Primates; Cheirogaleidae.
AGGUGGAUCCUGCCCCUGCUCCUGCUCAGCGCCGUCGUCUUCGACAUCAUCGCGCUGGCCGGCCGCGGCUGGCUGCAGUCCGACGACCACCACCAGACGUCCUCGCUGUGGUGGAAAUGCACCGGCGAGGGCGGCGGCAGCGGGUCCGCGGAGGACUGCCAGAGCCUCAUGGACUUCGCGUGGGGCAGAGCGGCCGCCGCCAUGCUCUUCUGCGGCUUCAUCAUCCUGGUGAUCUGCUUCAUCCUCUCCUUCUUUGCCCUCUGUGGCCCCCAGAUGCUUGUCUUCCUCAGAGUGAUCGGAGGCCUCCUGGCCCUGGCUGGUGAGUCUGUGUGUCCGCGGUCCUUCAUUCAUACAUUCAGCAGGCAUCAACAUAGUCACGGCCAAUUCCACACAGAAGAUUUGUGACAAUUUCAGUUUCUGAUCUGUCUUUGGAAGAUGUGUCACCAAGGGCGGUAAC